AUUUUUGUUGCCUCCUUGUUAAUCAUUCAUUUAGUUGACAACAGUUAAUUCAUUUACGAAAUGAGUGCAAUGAAUGGAUAAACGUCAUUAAAAAAAACAAAAAAAAACGAAAAAAAAACAUUUUACAAUAAAUGAAAUAUUUACAUAUCAACGGAAUUUAUCUGAAAAAAGUAUGAUGAACUUAUUAUGAAUGAUAAAUUAAUGAUGAAGAAAAAAAACGAAAAAAAACAGUUAUUCUAUUCCAUUGAUUCAAUUAACUAUAAAAACAAUUCUGAAAAUGUUAAAUUGUUAGUUUUCCCUUUCCUUUUUUUUGGUUUUAAAGUAACCACAUUGUUGCCAUCAUCAUCAUCAUUUACUAUAAACAUAAUAAUGAAUAAAUCAUUAUUAUUAUUACUAUUAUAUUUCAUCUUAUGUAAUCUUUUGACAAUGGUAUACAGUGGACAUAGAAAUAAAUAUGAUCAAUAUCAAAUAAAUUCUGCUUAUCAACAACCUUAUCAAAAUAAUAAAUAUAAUGGUGAUGAUUAUACUAAUAAAUAUCCAAGUGGUAAUUAUUAUUCGUCUACAGACAAUCAGUACGGUAAUAACUAUGAUAAUAAUAAAAAUGAUAAUAAUUAUGGUAGUUCCAAUUACCAACCAACGUCUUAUGAUUCAUAUACCAAUUAUAAUGGGGAUAAGUACAAUAAUAAUAAUAACAACAACAAUAAUAAUAAUAAUAAUAAUGGUGAUUAUAACAAUAACGAUUAUACAUCAACAAAUAAUAAUCAUCAAGCAAAUAAUUAUAAAGAUUAUGGAUCCAGUGAUAUAUCACCUACUAGUGAAUAUGGUAUUAGUUCAAUUGGAACUGGAGUUAUAUCUGGUUCUAAGUAUAGUCAUAGUCGAUUAAAUGUUCAUGGUAAAAUGACUGGUGUUGGACAUCAAGAUUAUGGUGUACAUUAUUUAUCAUUGACUAAAUUCCGUAAAGGUGGUGGCUAUGAUAUCUAUGGGAAAAAAAGACAAUUUUUAGACUAUGAUACACAAGGACAUGUGAAAAAAUAUGGUAAUCAACAUAUGAAAGCGAAAUUUGAAGUUGUUGGUAAUUUGCAAGGCUAUUCAACAUUCAAGGAUAAAUCAAGUUUUAAACCAAGCGGAAGUACUUAUGGUAAUUAUGGUGGUAACGGAAACGGUGGUCAAUCCUACUGAAGACUAAAACAACAAAGCACACCAGUGAACAAGGAACAAGAUCAUCAUUAUUAUUAAUAAUAAAAUAAAUAUAUUUAUAAUCAUUAAAAAGUAGUGUUUGUUCUUGACAUAACCAAUAAACAGUUGAUUAGUUAUAUGAAGUGCUUAUGAUAUUGCAAGAAUAAACGGGGUAUGCUCAACAGUACCAAAGUAUUUGAUUGAGUUUUCAAUAACUGGUAAUAAUGUUUAUGAAAAUCAUUAAGAUUUAUUGAAAGUGUUAUGGUAUAGCUAGUAUAAGUUAAGGAGAACGAUGGUGACUUUGUAUGAUGUACCAUUUUAUAGGUUAAACUGCUCAGUUUUGCUCUAGUUCCUAAAACUAUAUUAUUGAGCCAUGUUUGUUAAAGUAUUUCACUAAGAUAUCAAAAGACGUAUUUUUAUGUGGGGCUAAUAUAUUGAUAUCAAUUUCCUAGAUCAAACUUCAAACUCACAAAGUUUCUUCAGUCUUGAUUAAGUAUUCAUUAUCAAUCAGAUGUGAAAAAAAUGGAACAUAUAUCAGUUGAGUGACUGAUUUUCUCAGAAAAGUCACUCACCAUUCACACAAGCAACUUAAUUGAGUGAUGAUUUAGGGUAUUAUUCUAAAUCAAGUCAACGAUGUACCACAAAUUAGAAUCUAAGAGCUAAGUGAACCUCAAGUAAUUUUAAAAUGAUCAAAAUUAAUGAAUAAAUGAGCAAACUAAAAUUACUAACCUGUUGGUAGAUCUCCAUGUUGUUUUAACAUCACACUUAACACUUGUAAUUAAAUGUGUAUAACCUGAAAUACAGUAAAUACGUUUCAUAAGGGGUACUAUGUCAAAUCGUACAUUAUAUAUUCUGAGCUAAAUUAUGUAUUCAAAGAACGAAUUCAAUUUUAUCGAAAUCAUGCGGAGUAUCUUCACGGAGAAUAUUAAUGAAGUGUUAGGAUGUUGAUAAUCGUUCCUUUCUUUUACUUGGUUAAUUGUGAUACGAUAAGCGCAGUUUUAAAGAAGUUGACAACAUGGACUAACUACGGCUAAAAAACCAGUGAGAAUCAGGAAGGAUUGAGCAUUUAUUUUAUCUUAGUAUUAAACUUCUUAGACACAAAUGAACGAAUACAUAAUCAUGAAUUUACCAAAGAACGAAUCCAGAAGCUUCAGGUCUAGGACUGUGUAGGUUUCUUGUAAACAGGUAUUCGUGACUCUCAAUCUCACCAUCUCAACAUCUCACCACCUCAAUAUUAAACGAGUGGAAGUUUGGAACAUUUUUUCUUCAAGAGUAAAUCUAAUUGAUGUUUGGGAUCCUCAAGAUGUGUAGAAUAUCAUUCAAAUUGGAUUUAUUGUCACAGACAAUGGAAGUGUCAUCUACAUUCCCUUCAUACGAACAAUAUGUAUAGAUGGUCGUCUGUGUAUAUAAUUUGUAUGUUUUUGUUUAACCAUACUAGAUAAACACUGAAUUUGAGUCUUUCUUAAAUGUAAACUGGAAUAUCUUUUAGUUGAUUCACUAAUGUAUGUAAUCAUUUUCAAUAUAUAUUUGCCGUCCAUGAUAAACCUCCUAACACCUCAUACAAUUUUAGCUCUUCCGAAGCUAAUGAACAAUCAGUAAUGAACUGUUAUUAUUAUUAUUAUUAUUAUUA
This is a messenger RNA of Schistosoma rodhaini, 2806 nucleotides long. NCBI's taxonomy places the organism in Eukaryota, Metazoa, Platyhelminthes, Trematoda, Strigeidida, Schistosomatidae. The record is from the annotation of a GenBank genome assembly.